Messenger RNA from Paramecium octaurelia, 739 nucleotides. The record is from the annotation of a GenBank genome assembly. NCBI's taxonomy places the organism in Eukaryota, Ciliophora, Oligohymenophorea, Peniculida, Parameciidae.
AUGUUUAAAAUUAUUCAAAGAGCUUGUUUCAGAUAUUCAGCUGCCCCCACCAAGGCUGAGGCUGAAAUCAAAUCAGUUCCAGGUAUGAACAAUGGAGAGUGAUUUUAGGACACAAGCCUCCCUCUUUUGAAGAUACCGUGUAGGGGAAAUAUGCAGGAGUGUUAUUCUCAAUAGCAUCAUAAAGAGAGGCACUUCAUUUGGUGUUGUAGGACAUGAAAUACUUCAAGGAAUUGGCUGACAAGAGUCCAGUAUUUGCAGGCUUUUUGGUGAAUUCAGCCUACAAGAGAAAUCAAUAAAGAAAUGUGAUUCAAGCUCUCACAAAAGUAUAUGAAGCUAGUCAUAAUAAAAUAGGAAGGAUUUCAUGAGGUCACUCAGAAUUUGUUGAACUCCAUGAUUGAUAGCCAAAGAAUUUCUUAUUUAACCAAGACAGCCGAUAAAUAUAUCGAAUAUUAUAGAAUCUUUAAUAAGGAAGAAAAUAUCACAAUUAUUUCUGCUGAAAACUUAUCCGAAGAGCAAAGGUAAAAAUGUAAGGUUAUGUAAUUUUAGAACACAAGUGGUUUAGGCUUUGAAAGAAUCAAGUCCGAAUAUGCAAUUUUCAGUUCAAUACAAAGUCGAUCCAUCCAUUUUGGGAGGGUUACAAAUGUAUUCAGGAAACAAGUUCUUGGAUUGCUCUUUGUCAUCAAGAGUGACUAAAUUGAGAUCAGAAUUGUAAAAGUUGAGCAUCUGAGGAAGAAUAAGU